AGGCAAAGGCCUCUAAGGCGACCGACGUGUAGAUAAAAUUGGCAUAUUAUUAAAAUUCUUCAUUCCUUAACCACUACACUACACCUAUUACCAGGCUGCGCGAGCAAUUUGUUCAGAGGAUCAAAAGCUUUCAGAAUUAUUUUGUUCAACGGACUUGAGAUCAAGAUCAGAUCGACAUCAUCAUGAGUUUCCUCUUCGGCAAAAAGAAAACCCCCGCAGAACUUCUGCGAGAGAAUAAGAGGAUGCUCGAUAAAUCGAUUAGAGAGAUAGAGAGGGAGAGACAAGGUCUACAAACGCAAGAGAAGAAACUCAUUACUGAGAUUAAGAAAAGUGCAAAACAAGGGCAAAUGGGAGCUGUCAAGGUGAUGGCAAAAGACCUUAUUAGAACACGUCAUCAGAUUGAAAAAUUUUACAAGCUUAAGUCACAACUUCAGGGUGUAUCUCUUAGAAUUCAGACAUUGAAAUCCACACAAGCAAUGGGAGAGGCAAUGAAAGGUGUGACAAAAGCUAUGGGCCAAAUGAAUAGGCAGAUGAACUUGCCAUCACUGCAGAAAAUUAUGCAAGAAUUUGAGAAACAAAAUGAGAAGAUGGAAAUGGUGACUGAGGUCAUGGGUGAUGCAAUUGAUGAUGCUUUGGAAGGAGAUGAGGAAGAGGAAGAAACGGAAGAACUGGUUAAUCAGGUUCUUGAUGAGAUCGGAAUCGACGUCAAUCAAGAGCUUGUGAAUGCUCCAUCUUCUGCCGUUGCUGCACCUGCUGCAAAGGGCAAGGUUGCACAAGCAGAAACAGCAGCAAGUGACGACAGUGGGAUAGACAGUGAGUUACAGGCAAGGUUGACAAUUUAAGAAGAAUGUAAUAUGUGUCUAUUGUACAAUAUGGAUAUCAGCUCAACUGUGAGAGUUUAUUUGGUGCAUGUAAUAUUUGUGAAAAUUCUGCCAGGAUUUUGUGACUCAGGGUUUGAGAGAAAUGGAGAUUUUAAUAAUAUCAUUUUUACUAGUUUAUUGUAAAAUUGUAGAUGCAUAAGAAAAACCUCUGCGAAUGUGUUUAUAUGCUAACAAUAAAUGUUUCCAUUAGCCAA
Molecule: messenger RNA, 1075 nt
Organism: Mangifera indica (mango)
Lineage: Eukaryota; Viridiplantae; Streptophyta; Magnoliopsida; Sapindales; Anacardiaceae
Product: vacuolar protein sorting-associated protein 2 homolog 1-like
Exons: 5
Coding region: 183-842 (219 amino acids)
Biological process (GO): endosome transport via multivesicular body sorting pathway; protein transport; late endosome to vacuole transport
Cellular component (GO): ESCRT III complex; multivesicular body
Source: RefSeq, a predicted model, not a curated record